Messenger RNA from Closterium sp. Naga37s-1, 981 nucleotides. Lineage: Eukaryota; Viridiplantae; Streptophyta; Zygnematophyceae; Desmidiales; Closteriaceae. The record is from the annotation of a GenBank genome assembly.
AUGCCGAGCCUGCCGCCAAACCUCGUGCCAAACCUCCACAGCGUCCGAGCCAGAGCGGUACAGAUCCGAACGACUCUCUCCCACGACAACCCUCAAGGCCGGCCCCAUUGGUCAUCUAGAAUUCUUGAUAAUAAACCUCCUCUCUCGCGUCCUUUCUCCUCGAGCUCGUUAUUCUCCUUCACGGGCAGAUCGAGUGUCACGGCAGCGGCCGCAGAGCCCCCCACGGGCAGAUCCGGAAUCUCUGAUCCGGGCAAACAAAAGUCUGGAAGUGCGGGGAGUAGCGCCGAGGGCGGGGAGGUGGCCGAUGUGACUGUAUCGAAAGAGGCGUCAGCGGUAGUCACGGAAGACAUUUUUAACGAGGGGAUCCCGGAUGAGCUCUCAGACGAGUUCUUCGAGGCAGCGAGUGCGACUAUAUCGGAUGAGGAGCUGGACAGUGUGAUGUUAAUGAGGGAUCUGGCCGGGGUUCCUGGCUUGCCCCCGUUAGAAGAGCUUCUGGCGGACGACGACGAGGCCAAGGCGCGCGCCGCGCGGCGAGAGGCGGAAAAAGAAAAGCAGGCGGAGAUUGCGCGGCGGAGAGUUGCGUGCGUGGACGCGCUGGGGCGCGCGUACGGCACGGGGAGGCGGAAGACGAGCGUUGCGCGCGUGUGGCUGCGGAAGGGUAGCGGCGGAGUGGUAGUGAACGGGCAGCCGUUGGAUCUGUACUUUCCCGAUCUGGCGCAGCGCGCGGCGAUGCUGGAGCCGUUCGUGGAAACGGGCACGGCCGGGGUGUUCGACGUGAAGGCGACCGUGAAAGGCGGAGGCGUGUCAGGCCAAGCGGGCGCCAUGCGACACGGCAUCAGCCGAGCGCUGCAGCAGUUUGACCCCACAUACCGCCCGGCCCUCAAGUCAGCUGGUCUGCUGACCCGUGACUCGCGUAUGGUGGAGCGUAAGAAGCCAGGCAAGGCCAAGGCAAGAAAGAGCUUCCAAUGGGUCAAACGGUAA